AUGGCCCCUUAUGAAGCACUCUACGGCCGGAAGUGUCGAUUGCCUCUUUGUUGGAUGGAACUGAGUAAGAGAACGGUUUUAGGACCAGAGUUGGUAGAUGCCACCACGGAGAAGAUUAAGGUCAUCAAACAGAAGUUGUUGACUGCCCAAAGUUGGCAAAAAAGUUAUACCGAUAGGAGGAGGAGACCGUUGGAAUUUUGUGAGGGUGACUAUGUAUUUUUGAGGGUCACGUCGACUACUGGCAUUUGGAGGUCCAUCAAAGCAAAGAAGUCAUCUCCUAGAUUUCUUAGACCCUUUGAAAUUCUAGAGAGAAUUGUAGAAGUAGCCUAUCAGGUUGCUUUACCCCCGUACUUGUCCAAUGUGCACAACGUGUUCCAUGUGUCCCAACUCAAGAAAUACCAUCCCGAUCCGUCUCACAUCCUAGAACCAGAAGAGGUGGAGUUGCAUGAAAACCUAACUUACCAGGCAGAACCAAAAAGAAUCUUUGAUGUGAAAGACAAACAGUUGAGAAAUAAGACCAUUCGGUUGGUGAAGGUGUUUUGGAAGGGCAUGAGUCUAGGUGAUGCCACGUGGGAGAUGGAAGAACGGAUGCGGCGCGAGUACCCUCUUUUGUUUUCUUAG
Messenger RNA from Neltuma alba, 621 nucleotides. RefSeq lists its product as uncharacterized. The record is from RefSeq and is a predicted model, not a curated record. Bases 1 to 621 code for a protein of 206 amino acids. NCBI's taxonomy places the organism in Eukaryota, Viridiplantae, Streptophyta, Magnoliopsida, Fabales, Fabaceae. The transcript has a single exon.